AUGGCGCUACGCAUCGGACAAGUCCUCCGAGGCGCCGCAGGUAAGUACGAGCUCGUAGAGGCGCUGAAGGGGUGCAGCGUCUUCAAGGCACGCGUGCUAUCAUCCAGAACCCCUUCAUCUGGAGGAGAAUGGGCCAUGAUCAAAACCGCCACGUCCGAUGACGAGAAAAUGGUUCUGAGGCGCGAAUACCGCAAUUACGGGAUCCGCGAUAUCGCGUCGUGUGCGUAUAUCCGACGGCUGCGUGAUGUCGUUGCCGUGCCGGCGGCGGUGGAUGGGGAGGAAGAGGAAGAAGGGGGAGGAAAAGGAGGAGAGGGGGAAGAGAUGAUGAAUACACACGACCCAGACGGUCUGGUGUUUGAGUGGAUGGAUACAGACCUGCGGUGCGUCCCAGCCAGUCGGUUCCGAGGCGAUGCGAGGCUGCCAAAGGGGGUGUCGCGAGCGGUCCUGUCGGCGCUGGACGUGUUUCGGACGUUGGGACUUGUCCAUACGGAUGUGAGUGUCAACAACGUGUUUGUGUCCGACCUCGAUGGCGCGUCGCCGGUUGCCAAGCUGGGUGAUUUGGGGAAUUUGAUAGUCCAAGGCUCCACAACCCAACGAGGCCAAAGCCUGCCCUGCCGCGCACCAGAAGUCUGGCAAGGCCUAGGCUGUCGACAUUCCUCAGAUAUAUGGUCCCUUGGAGUCACGUUGGCACGUCGUCUAUCACCGCACGCGCACUUCGGAGCCAGCGACAAGAUCAUCGAGGGCCACACCGAGGCAUGGUGCAUCGCGAAGAUAAUCCGUCGCUGUGGCCCGAUACCCGACCCACCUGCCGACCAACACAACUACUACCAGCCCUACAGGGAGGAGUUUGCGCUGGCAGAGCAGCUUGCAGUCAUGGAUAAUCCGCAUGAUGGCACGAGGCUGAUCAAGGGAGGCACGCUGCGUGAGGAGUUGCUGCGGCUUGCGGAGCCCCCGGUGUCGGAGGAGCUGGUGGAUUUUAUUGAGGCGCUGCUGGUUGUGGAUCAUGGGGGGAGACCUGUUGCGUCGGAGGCGCUUCGGCAUGCUUAUCUGCGGUCUUCUACGUGAGGAAGAUCCUGGCUCGUUCUAGGGGGUGUUGACACGGCGAGAGGAGCGGUGUAAGAGUGCACUCAUCUUCCAUUGCCAAACGAAGUGUCCAAGUUGGGGCAGAAAUCUCUCCUCUUCUGUACUGUAAUAUGAAGUCUCCAAUGUAUACUACAUAAAUACCGCGGUUACAGUGUACUAUCCGUCAAGUGACAGCCGUCCCAACCGCAUAUCAGCCAGGGCAGACAGACAGACAGC
Pseudovirgaria hyperparasitica is the source of this 1299-nucleotide messenger RNA. Its product is annotated as kinase-like protein. Gene Ontology annotation, cellular component: cytoplasm; nucleus. The transcript is spliced from 5 exons. Gene Ontology annotation, molecular function: MAP kinase activity; ATP binding. The coding region runs from base 1 to 1065 and encodes 354 amino acids. NCBI's taxonomy places the organism in Eukaryota, Fungi, Ascomycota, Dothideomycetes, Acrospermales, Acrospermaceae. The record is from RefSeq and is a predicted model, not a curated record. Gene Ontology annotation, biological process: intracellular signal transduction; protein phosphorylation.